AUGACAUCAGGAGAAUCAUUUGACAUCACAUGUAGAACUAUCAAAGCCCAUCCUGCUGCUAGUAUACAGUGGUAUAUAGAUGAUGAUAUAAUUACCAGCAAUGUCAACAGUAGAAUAUUAUGGGAUAUCAAUGGUAAAAAAGACACAGUUAGUGAAUUAUCAAUAAUACCAAAUAGAAAUGACUUUGGAAAGAAAUUAAAAUGUGAAAGUAAUCAUGAUGUCCAGAAUAAUCCACAGACUAUAUUUGUCAAUAUAAUUGUACAAUAUUCUGCUGUAAUUUGCAAUGACACUUUGGAUGAAAGUUCAGCAGAUCAAGGUCAGAAUGCUACCAUUAUUUGUGCAUCUAUGGGAUAUCCAAUACCAGAUAUAAAGUGGUACACAUGGACUUACGGUAGUAAAGUGGAACUUAUGAGUGAUACGACCAGAGUUGUGAUAAUACAUGAACCAUAUGGAGUUAAUAAAACGAUACAAAGUACACUGUAUAUACAGAACGUGAUACCUGAAGUAGACCAUGGUGUAUAUACAUGUCAUGCUAGUAAUAUUAUUGGUAGUGAUAACUACAAUAUUACACUGGCCGGGAGAAUUGAAGGAGAACCAGAUUCACCCACCAAUGUGAGUACAACGGGUAUAUCAUGGGACUCUGUCAAUAUUACAUGGGAUAUAGGAUAUAACGGUGGAUCAUCACAAUGGUUUCAUGUGUCAUACAAACAGAUAUAUAUCAAUGAUUUUAUCAGAUCAAAUAAAGUUGAAAUGCCACCUUAUCACAUCGAUGGCUUGAAUUCAUCCACUGAAUAUGAAAUACAUGUAACAUCUGAGAAUGUGAUUGCCUUGAGUGAACCAAGUAAGCCUAUCAUAUUUAAAACUACAGACACUAUGGCAAGAGGAAGACAUCACCAUGAAUUGCCGGAGAGAACUUCAACAGGUUAUGGAAAUAGUACAAUACCUGCCGACUCAGAUAUCAAUGUGGCUACCUACGAGAAUGUUAGGCCUAAAUUAUUAAAAAAGCCUACUAACGAUGACAGUGUGUACGCCUCGCUUAACCAUGAUGGAAAAGAAAAUAUUUACAUGAAAGCAGGACAAAAACUGUUAGAAUUUCGAAGAAAUGAUAUAAGCAUGAAAAGUGUAGUAUCUACUGGUCGAUUCUAUGAAUUGACAAAAUGUGUUGCUUGGAGUGGAACAGAUGGUCAGUCAGAUGUUGUGAUUAAGAAAAACAUCGAUCCUUUGAACAAUCAAAUUGAGGAAGAGGUCUCCAAGGAAAUUGAAAUAAUGCAGUAUAUAUCGAAUCAUAGUAAUAUUGUACAAUUUCUUGGAUGCUGCACAGACACGGUUCCUAGAUAUAUAGUAAUGGAGUUACAGUCAUCAGAUCUAAAAUGCUAUCUUCAUUCUAAACGCAUCGAGUCUGACUUAAAGGAUAUUAAUCAAAGCAGUCUGUUAUAUUUUAUGGUUGACAUUGCAAAUGGAAUGGGACAUCUGUCUAAAUUAAAGAUUAUUCACAGAUAUUUGACCACUGAGCAUAUCUUAAUGAAUAGCCAUAGACAAUGUAAAAUAUCCAAUUUUAGCUACGCAAGUGACGUCAUCGAUGAUCUACGUUUCUUUGAAAAAACUCAGAACAACUAUCCAUAUCAAUGGAUGUCUGCUGAAACAUUGUUGAACAGAAGAUUUUCACUGAAGAGUGAUAUUUGGUCUUUUGGUGUAGUCAUGUGGGAAAUUGUGAAUCUGGGUGCAGUGCCAUACCAAGGAGCGUCUGAGCAAAAAGUGACCAGCAUGGUACGAGAAGGAAAUCGAAUGCCAAAACCAGUACAUUGUGGAAAUCAUAUGUAA
Messenger RNA from Saccoglossus kowalevskii, 1821 nucleotides. RefSeq names its product tyrosine kinase receptor Cad96Ca-like. Gene Ontology annotation, biological process: protein phosphorylation; positive regulation of kinase activity; cell surface receptor protein tyrosine kinase signaling pathway. The record is from RefSeq and is a predicted model, not a curated record. Gene Ontology annotation, molecular function: transmembrane receptor protein tyrosine kinase activity; ATP binding. Lineage: Eukaryota; Metazoa; Hemichordata; Enteropneusta; Harrimaniidae. Gene Ontology annotation, cellular component: plasma membrane; signaling receptor complex.